AUUCCACCAGUUCAUAAUUUUUUCUAUUGAUAAAGAAAGCUUGCAUAUGGAUUGGCAACUAGAAUUCUUUGCAUGUUUUGAAUGACGAACAUCGUUAUAAAAACUUGAAAAAGAUGUUUUGCAAUCAGUUCAAAAUCGAAAAUGAACAGACAACAAGUCACUUCGAUUUUGCUAUGUGCUCUUUUGACUACAUCUUUCGCUCAUGAUCUACUCCGGGCAAAACAUUUGGCCCUUUCCAGCAGAUCACAACUACAUCAUCAGGACAGGGCGUCUGGUGGUUCCCAGGAUCAGUGUUCAUGGAUCUGCAAAUCAUCUAACGACAACAAGAACAGCACAUCGUUGCAGCUAUUUUUUAAUGCAACCAUUGAACUUAUCGGUAUAGUGAAUGUUGAAGCUAAGAGUGCUUUGGUCAUUGAUAUCAAAGCUGGACUGGCAGCAGUCUUGAAUGGUACUAGUGGUUCUGCUAUCAUAGUCAACGUGUUGGACGGAACUGGGCUCUACAUUGAAGGGGGCAAGUUCAACAAGACUUGGUUAGCUGCAAAGAUUAGCUUCGAAGCUUACUUCAAACAGCUGGAGUCUCUCGAAGUAUUUAUAAAGCUGAAUAUCGGUGAAAAGUUCACCUUGAAGCAGAUAACGGACCAUAUCCUCCAAGAACUGGGCGAAAUCCUGAAACACCUGUCCGUCGAAAUCGCCCAAAACCUACAUGGCGAUCUCAAGGUAAUUGUUGGGCUUUUGGAAGGAGUUCUGUCCAACGUGUUCAAGUUACUCCGAGGACCUUUGAAGGGCUUAUUGCAAUUGGUUGGCAGUGGUGUCACCCAUUUAGCUGGAGACAUCCAUUUCUUCAUAGGAGUUUUAGAGGGCUUGGCCACUUUCGUUGGGCACAUUGCUGGGGGUAUUGGAGAAUUGAUUAAGCUCAAGAUCGAGUUGGACUUGGGGCUUAUUUUUGGAGCUGUAAAUGGUGUCCAGGCUUUGGUCAACCUUUUGCUGGCAUUGGUGAGUAAAGGAGCCAUACAUCUAGUUGCUGGUCUUUUGAACAACGCUGAGGCACUUAUCGAGGUCAUUGCCAAAUUGGGAGGUGGAAUUCUCCAUGGAGUUACUGGGGUAUUCAAGCUUCUGGGAUCCAUCCUGUCACUCCUCAACGGCAACAUCAAGAUCGACGCUUUCAUCAGCUUUCUCAUUGACUUCGCGAUAUCCAACAAAGAUGGCGGGUCCAUAGACCUAAACGUCCACUUAGAGGGCUUCCUGAAGGUUAUUGAACUUAGCGGAGCUUCUAAUGAUUCGAAGGGCUUGAUUGAGUUCGUACAUAACCUCCAACAAGGCACUCUUAAUUUCAACGGUGUGGACUUAUCUGCUGUUCUGAAAGGUUUAUUGGGAGGAGUCGGCAACCUUUUAGAAUUCGUGGUCGGCAUUUUGCUGAAACUUGAAGAACAUGCUGUGAAAAUCGGUACUGCCAUCCCUGCAUUGUUGCUGCAUUUGUUCCAAAGUGUCAGUCCAGCAGGUUUGCAAAUUCUCGCUAAACUUGGAAUCAACAUUGACGUAGACGCUAACGGGCACUUGGACAUUGUAAAAGCAUUUAAGGGAAUUAUCUUCAAAAUUCCAAAAAUAUUGUUAGCUCUGAAGGAAGGAGAUAUCAGCAAAGUACUGGAGGAUCUGCCAAUAUUUGGAACUAUCUACAACGCGGUAGCCAAGGCAGUUAAAAAGGCAAGCAAUGGCACCGUAGAUCUGAAGAAGCUACUAUCUCGAGAUGGUGACAAAAAUGUCAUUGAACAGAUUAAGAACCUAAUCGAGGGUAUUCUGAAGUCCGUAGUUUCCGGUAGUGGUUCUGCUGGAGGUAGUUCCUCGGGUGGAGGGAGUUUUGAAGCUUCUGGAAGUAAUGGAGGAAGUGGAGCUAGUGGGGGUUGGAGUUUUGGAAACAAAUUCACAAUUGGAGUAUAAGAUUAAUCUACGAUGGGUCUAUGAAACUAUGUAAACCAACGCUAUGAAUUGGCAAUCGUUUUUAUGAAAUGAUUAUUUUAAACAUAUUGGUGUUAGAUGAUAUAAAUAAAUGGUAUGCGUCUUUUAAGA
Messenger RNA from Acanthoscelides obtectus, 2064 nucleotides. NCBI's taxonomy places the organism in Eukaryota, Metazoa, Arthropoda, Insecta, Coleoptera, Chrysomelidae. The record is from the annotation of a GenBank genome assembly.